AAAAAUUUCAGUUUGACCCAAUCUCCACUUUACCCUGUGGCGACACUGCCUUAGUUAUUGUUAGCGUUGAUCUUACACUCAAAGGCCUUUCGUUGUCUCCAUAUCCCUACCAUUGUGUCCCCCUAACAAUGAAGUCCAUGCAUGAUAUCUGCAAAAUUUGGUAUGCUUUCUAGAAAAAGAAAAAAAUCCUAAAACACUUUCUUUUUCAGUUUGACCCAGUCUUUGAUUUAUCCUAUGGCAACACUUCCUUAGUUUUUUGUCAACGUUUAUUUUUUACUCAAUAGCCUUUCGUCGUCCCUAUAUCUCUACCAUGUUGUCCCCUUAGCAAAGAAGUUCAAGUAUGAUAUCUGGGAAAUCUGUUUUGCUUUCUAGCGUCGUGCAUGUUGCGGGUAUUGUUAUGUUUUACACCUUUGUUCUUUGUUAAAGAGAAUCCCCAACAACAAAUCUCCCCCACCCUAUUAACAAACCAAACAGAGCGUUGUAGUUUGUGUUUUUUCUUCCUUAAACGACAAUUAAAGCAUUUCUCCCUCCAUCCACUGGCUUAUGCAAGUGCAAAGACGAGAAGAAUAACGAAGUGGAUGGAUGGCUGGCUGGCUGGCUGCGGGCUGUAAAGAAAAACAAAACUCGCACACAUAAUUUGUGCAGCCAGUCGUACGUUAAAACACGUAAACGCAAAUCAAAUCAAAUUAAAUUGAAUUUUCACCUUUUUUUCCUCUCUGGUACAUACAACGUUUUUCAUUUACGUACUAAAUAAACGUCGUCCAACGAUGACGAUGAACAACCAUAACAACAACAAUGACUAUAAUAACAAAUGUAUAAACAGACAGAGGCUAACAGAACGAAAGAAAGCUUGCUUAAGCUUCAAUGAAAAACAUCAGCAGCAGCAACAACAGCAGCUGUAGUAGGCAACAGAAGCAGCAGCUACAGCCGCCACAGCAAUAACAACAACUUGGCCAUCGAACAUGCAAAAGUAGUGAAAAAUUAUCUCUCAAGCGACGAGGCACGCGACGCGAAUGAAAACAGGGCUCUAGCUCUCGCAAGCUAGCACCGCAAUUAUCAUCUACACCAUCAUCAUUAUUAUUAUCAUCUUUAUCUCCAAUAAAGCUUGUAAAUCAAAAGCAACAACAUCAACAACAAUAGCAAAUACCUACAAAUCAAAACGAACAAAACAAAAAAUUUAACACAAAACAAUCAAAGAAAAUGUUCAUCCACACAAAUUGGAAAUGAACAACAACACGCAGUACAACACGGUUGUGAAAAUCUAAACACUAGCAACAACAAUAACAACAAAAAUACAAAUUCAUAGAAAGUGAAUGAAAAAUUGUCUCCUGUUUUUUUUUUAACGAAGAUCAAAUCUCUGCGAUAACUAAUUACGUGGCUGUAAUCAGUGAGUUACUGUUAAGAGAGAAGAAACAAAAAGAAGAGCAGAUAAUUGUUGUGUACCUACUACCACCCUACACUACACCUCACCCAAAGUACAUAUCGUGAAUUUAUUGUUGUCGUCUCAUUUCAUUCAAAAUAAGCACCAACAACCAAAUUAGACUUUUCGCAAACUCAACUCAGUAGCUGUGCAGAAUAUCUUCUAAAUGUGUAAAUCGCCGAAAAUCUUAGAGAACUGAAACUAAACGAAACUUCCUACAACGAGAGUGAAAUAAAUUAUAGAAAAAAAUUUUUUUCCAAAAAUUAGAAAAACAUUUUUUAAACGCGCAAAUUUAAAGCGAACGAAUAGUGAGAAAAAAAAAGAAACGCUUAGAAGAAUUUCAAAACGUUUGGCGUUUUGAGAAUUUUUGAUCAAACAACUUCCACCAAACAAUGUAACAACGGCUAUGAUUGCAACGCUUUUCAUAAUAUUUGCAUUUAUACGGGCGUUUCCCUGGAGAAGAAGGCGUGGCGGUGAUUAUCCAGCCAUUGAAGCAGGAGCAGCAGCAGGUGCUGCCAACGCCGACAAAAGAAGACACCAGCGUGCUUAUAAGGCAAACUCGAACCCACCGUCCCCGAAUGGCAGACAUCAGAAGCAAUACCAAACGGAUUUAGUGCCAAAUAACCCCCAACAACAGCAACAACACCAACAACAACAGGAGUAUGAACAAUCAAGCCAGAGGGCCACCACAAGCACCACCUCAUCCAUAUUAAGCCAAAAUACAGGUGUUGAAGCGCCUUCACGAAAAUAUUCUACGACACGCAGAAAAUCCUCCAAAUACCAUGAAGUGACAUUUAGCGGCAGUGUUGGAGGUGGUGAUUCCGAUUCAGAACACACACCCACCAGCUCACGAGUGGCUCGCCUAGUAAGACAACCGCGUUCAUUGAGCCCAUCCAGAGCCCAUUCGCCCGAUAGUAAUAGCUCGUUGACCUAUUAUCGUUCGGCCACACUGUCCUCGCGUUCCCAUCCAAGCCGAGCUUCGUCGGAUUACGAGACGGCUGCUAGUGAUUUUUAUACAGCCGCUCGUUCAAAGUCUUCGGCUGAAAGUGAUAUAAACGGUUCCUCUGUGCAAAAUCGUGAACGUGAACGCGGUAGUGACCGUGAACGUGAUCGGGAUAGUGAUCGUGGCUUGUCGUCGCUUUCAAACAUUCAUCGCAGUUCUAGCAACGGCUAUCUAAGACACUCCGACACUUUGGUACCCUCGGAUGAGGACGAACGUUUGACCACGACCAGGGAAUCGAGUGAUCCUCAUUUUGGGGACAACGAAGUUGAGGCUGACGAUUCUUACGAUCGUGAUACCGAAGAAUUCUAUAGCAACAUACAAGACGCAGCUGGAACUUCGUCUAGUCGUAGCAAACGUUCGUCACUCUUUUCGCGUUCCGAUUCAUCGGCUACCACAACAUCGUCAAGUGGCUGUACCUUUACCGGAGCUAAACGACGUUCCACGGCUUCGAUUAUAUCGACGUCUAUGUGUUCGGACAUUAUACCCAUCGAUCGUAGGCGUAGUUCAACCGCAACCGAAUAUAGUGUGCGUUCGGUAUCGAAUCAACAGCGUAGAUCGAGUGGCCGCAUCAGACGUCAUAUAUCCAGAAUGACAAUUGCCGGGGCCAGACGACGCACCACCGGCAGUUUCGAUGUAGAAAAUGGCCAAAGUGCUCGAUCUCCGCUUGAGGGCGGCUCACCCAGCGCCGGUUUGGUUUUACAAAAUCUUCCACAGCGUCGUGAAUCGUUCUUAUAUCGUUCGGAUUCCGAUUUUGAAAUGUCACCCAAAUCAAUGUCCCGCAACUCAAGCAUUGCUAGUGAAAGGUUUAAAGAACAGGAGGCCUCCAUCCUGAUUGACAGAUCCCAUGGCGAGGAUCUCAUAGUGACACCAUUUGCCCAAAUUUUGGCGAGUUUACGUUCGGUGCGCAACAAUUUAUUAAGUCUGACAAAUGUUCCGGCAACCAACAAAUCUAGGCGACCAACCCAAACAUCAAUGGGCCGAUCAUCGACGGCGGGCAUUAUACUGAACCAGGGCGAUGAGGCGUACACGCGUUUGGCCACCGAUACCAUAGAGGAGCUAGACUGGUGUUUGGAUCAAUUGGAGACAAUACAGACACAUCGUAGUGUCUCCGAUAUGGCAUCGCUUAAGUUCAAACGUAUGCUUAACAAGGAGCUGUCACACUUUAGUGAGUCCAGCAAAUCAGGAAAUCAAAUUUCGGAGUAUAUUUGUUCAACAUUUUUGGACAAACAACAAGAAUUCGAUUUGCCCUCUAUGCGCCUGGAAGAGAAUACAGCACCGGCGCUAGAGCAUAAUAUAACGGCGGCAAAUCAACAGCGCAGUCGUUCGCCACGUGGCCCGCCCAUGUCCCAGAUAUCUGGUGUUAAACGUCCUCUAUCGCAUACUAAUUCAUUUACCGGCGAACGUUUGCCCACCUAUGGUGUGGAGACAACACACGAGGCGGGCCUCGGUACACAAUUGGCCGAAUUGGAUACAUGGGGCAUAGAUAUAUUUAAAAUAGGCGACUUGAGUAAUCAUCGUCCGCUGACCUGUGUGGCAUACACAGUAUUUCAGAGUAGAGAAUUAUUGACCAGUCUUAUGAUACCACCGAAAAACUUUCUUAAUUUUAUGAGCACUCUGGAGGACCAUUAUGUUAAAGACAAUCCCUUUCACAAUUCAUUGCAUGCGGCCGAUGUAACGCAAAGUACGAAUGUCUUAUUGAAUACUCCCGCACUGGAAGGUGUCUUCACGCCCCUGGAAGUGGGUGGUGCAUUGUUUGCUGCUUGUAUACACGAUGUUGAUCAUCCUGGUUUAACUAAUCAAUUUUUAGUUAAUUCAAGUUCCGAAUUAGCCUUAAUGUAUAAUGACGAAUCAGUUUUGGAAAAUCAUCAUUUAGCUGUUGCCUUUAAAUUAUUGCAAAAUCAAGGAUGUGAUAUAUUCUGUAAUAUGCAAAAGAAACAACGCCAAACACUAAGAAAAAUGGUUAUUGAUAUUGUACUAUCGACCGAUAUGUCCAAACAUAUGAGCCUUUUGGCUGAUUUGAAAACUAUGGUAGAAACUAAAAAAGUUGCCGGAUCUGGUGUACUACUGCUGGACAAUUACACAGAUCGUAUACAGGUUCUUGAAAAUCUUGUCCAUUGUGCCGAUUUAAGUAAUCCAACCAAACCAUUGCCACUCUACAAACGUUGGGUUGGCUUACUAAUGGAGGAAUUCUUUUUGCAAGGUGACAAAGAACGCGAAUCGGGCAUGGACAUUAGUCCAAUGUGUGAUCGUUAUAAUUCGACGAUUGAAAAGUCGCAGGUCGGCUUUAUUGAUUACAUUGUACAUCCACUCUGGGAAACUUGGGCCGAUUUGGUACAUCCAGAUGCUCAAGAUAUAUUAGAUACGCUUGAAGAGAAUAGAGACUAUUAUCAGAGUAUGAUACCACCAUCACCACCACCAUCACAGGCCGAUGAGCAGUUAGCAUCGAAUGACGACAAAAUAAGGUUUCAGGUAACCCUUGAAGAGUAUGAUCAAGAGAAUUUAGCUGAACUAGAGGAGGGCGAUGAAACUGCUGCCGAACGUGGUGAUGAUGUGAUCAAUGCUCCUGACACGAUGACCACCGCGGGUGAUAAUAAACCGUCGGGGAGUCAAAAUCAACCGCAUCACGCUGGAAUGUGACGGAGAGUCGUGGGACUAUGCCGAAAAAUAACUGAAAAGGCGCAAAAUUUUUUGCUUAUACGUUAGUGACUUUAACCAAAAAAAAAAACAACAAAAAAACCUACAAAAACAACAACAAAAAAAGAAGAAAGAUACACACAAAACUACAACAAAAUGAAAAAAUAACCAAAAAAUCCAAAAAAAAAUCUUAAAAAAAUAGAAUUUCUUCAUCUAAAACAUCAACACACAAAACAAGCAGACAGACAGACACCAAAACUCCCAGAACUCUUUACAAAGCUAACCGAAAGGGUUGAACACACACACACACAUUUUUUCAUUCUUAAGACAAUGCUAAAAUAGCAAUUUAAACAACUAAAACAAAAAUAGUUAAGAUUUUACUUUUUUCUUACAACAACCUAAGAGAAGAUGAUACAAAACAUAGAUUUUUUUCGAUUUAAGUUUAUAUGGAAGAAGAAUAAGAGCAGCAAAAAAACAUUUUCUUUUUUAAUAACCGAAAAAAACAAACAAUACAAUUUUUAUGAUACCGACAAGUUGGCAAAACCAAAACAAAAAUAAUUCAAAACCAAAUAGUAAAAUUUAUGAUUAAUGACACAACAACAAGAACAACAAACAUAAUAAUUGUUUAGGGAAAAUUUCAUUUGAAAAAACAAAAAAACCGUAUAUAUACAUAGCUAAAAAAACCAUCAGAAAGAUAAUUUUUAAAGUAAAUGCUUCAAACCAAAUGAAACAACAAACCACAACAACAAUAUCAAUUUUCCUCAAAUUUGUUGUAAUUUUUAUUUAAUUUUUUUCUAAAGCCUUAUGAAUUCGUAAUUAUUUAUAUAUAUAAAUUAAAUUGUUAUAAUUUCUUUAUUUGAUUUCAUUUUUUUAAAUAUUGACAAACCCCAAGGAGUAAAGAAAUGUAAAACCAGAAACUAUGAAAACUACCAUACACUAGACUAGACCUUACGUUCUCUAUAACAUGCGUACACAAUACAGAAAACUGUUAUACUGACCUCUUUGACAAAACACACACACUAUGACUAUGACCAAGACUAUGACAUUUGACAACAAAGUAAAAAAAAAACGAAACUUCUAAACCAAGAAAAUUAAUGGAUAUAACAAAAAUGAAACUCAUUAGCAUCACACUACUUUAUAAAUAAACAGUUAGAACAUACCUACCAAGCAUAACUUGUUAAGCAAGCCAGCAUGUUGUUUUUAAAUUUGUUUAAAUAUUUAUGAUUUUUUAUCUGAUGAAACUCAGUUUUCAUAUAGCAAUCGACAAGCAACAAGCAGAAAACAAUGUUUGCUUCUUCUUUUUAUAUAUAUAUAAAUAAUUUUUAUUAUUAUUAAUAUUAUUGUAAUUUAAAAAAGGAAACAAAGAAAACUGUUAUACUUUUGUUUUAGUUUCUAAAUAAUUUUAAUAUUAAAAUUUGUUUGCAUGCCUUUUAAAGAGAAAACGAAAAAACUAUUUUUAAAAAUCCUAAAAACACACAAAAUAUAGCAAAAGGAAUGAUGAAAAAAAAAAACAAAUUCAAUAUACCCAAAACAAUUUGUUGUUGCUAUUAUUAUUUAAUUUUUUUAUUCUUUAGAUUUUUAAGUUCAAGUCAAGAACACUUUUUUAUGGGUUUUAAGAAAAGAAAAAAACAAAGCAAACGGACAGGAAACAGGUAUUACACCCAGUAAAAAAGAAAUCAAAAACUAUUUCAAGAAACAGGAAAGCAAAUUCAAAAUUUUAUCAACAAUAGGAAAUAUAGAAACAGUUAUACAAAAUAUUUCAGACUUAUGGAUUAACUGUUAUACAAAUGAGAACUUUAACUGGCACAAUAAAAAUCAUUUGAAAUCGUCAA
Stomoxys calcitrans (stable fly) is the source of this 6889-nucleotide messenger RNA. It is a transcript of the gene dnc, whose product is annotated as cAMP-specific 3',5'-cyclic phosphodiesterase. Gene Ontology annotation, molecular function: 3',5'-cyclic-AMP phosphodiesterase activity. Bases 1827 to 5060 code for a protein of 1077 amino acids. The transcript is spliced from 13 exons. Gene Ontology annotation, biological process: signal transduction. The record is from RefSeq and is a predicted model, not a curated record. NCBI's taxonomy places the organism in Eukaryota, Metazoa, Arthropoda, Insecta, Diptera, Muscidae. Gene Ontology annotation, cellular component: nucleus; cytosol; perinuclear region of cytoplasm.